UCCCUCCUUUUCUUCCUUGUUUUUCUGUAGCGUUUGUUUGGUGAGUCUGUGAGAGCGCAAUGGAGAAUAUCCUGGGAGGCAACAUUGUUGGGGCGGAGAUGAGGCCGAAGACUAAGAUUGUCUGCACGUUGGGACCGUCGUCUAGGUCGGUGGCCAUGUUGGAGAGGCUUCUUAGGGCGGGGAUGAACGUCGCUCGCUUCAACUUCUCUCAUGGCACUCAUACUUACCACCAAGAGACCCUCGAUAAUCUCAGGACUGCCAUGAACAACACCGGCAUUCUCUGCGCCGUCAUGUUGGAUACUAAGGGUCCAGAGAUUCGAACUGGGUUUUUGAAGGAAACAAAACCCAUACAACUCCAACAGGGUCAAGUGAUUACCAUCAGCAAUGACUAUAGCAUACUAGGUGAUGAAAAUAUGAUAAGCAUGAGCUAUUCAAAGCUGGCUGAGGAUUUGAAGCCACAAAGUGUUAUUCUUUGUGCUGAUGGGACUAUUACACUUACUGUUCUGGAGUGUGAUAAGGAACAGGGUUUGGUACGUUGCCGAUGUGAAAACUCUGCAGUUUUGGGUGAGAGGAAGAAUGUCAAUCUUCCAGGAGUUAUUGUUGAUCUGCCAACCUUAACUAAUAAAGACAAAGAGGACAUUUUGAAAUGGGGAGUUCCAAAUAAGAUUGACAUGAUUGCUCUGUCUUUUGUUCGCAAAGGUUCUGACCUUGUGGAAGUUAGAAAACUGCUGGGACCACAUGCAAAGAACAUUCUUCUCAUGUCAAAGGUGGAGAAUCAAGAAGGCGUUGCUAAUUUCGAUGAUAUCCUAUCAAACUCAGAUGCAUUUAUGGUGGCAAGAGGCGACCUAGGAAUGGAAAUUCCCAUUGAAAAGAUAUUCUUAGCUCAAAAAAUGAUGAUAUUGAAGGCCAACAUACAAGGAAAACCAGUGGUGACUGCCACUCAGAUGCUGGAGUCCAUGAUCAAAUCUCCUCGGCCUACUCGAGCUGAAGCCACUGAUGUUGCUAAUGCAGUUCUUGAUGGCACCGACUGUGUGAUGCUUAGCGGAGAAACUGCUGCCGGAGCCUAUCCUGAAAUUGUUGUGCAAACCAUGGCAAGAAUUUGCAUAGAAGCAGAGGGUUUUAUAGACUAUGGAGAUCUUUUUAAAAGAAUAAUGGAAAAUGCACCGAUCCCUAUGAGCCCAUUGGAGAGCUUGGCAUCUUCAGCGGUGAGUACAGCCCGUUGCAUUAAAGCAGCUCUGAUUGUGGUCCUAACAAAAGGUGGAAGCACAGCAAAGCUGGUGGCUAAGUAUAGGCCAAGCAUGCCAAUCCUGUCGGUGGUGGUUCCAGAGGUAGCAACCGAUUCUUUCGAGUGGUCCUGCAGCGAUGAAACUCCGGCGAGGCAUAGCCUUAUUUAUCGGGGUCUGGUGCCAGUUUUGAGCACAGCUUGUGCAAUAGCUUCACAUGCAGAGUCAACCAAAGAGAUCGUAGAAAUGGCCCUCCAACAUGCAAAGGCGAAGGGACUUUGCAAACCUGGAGACUCGGUCGUGGUGUUGCAUAAAGUUGAGACUGCCACUGUGAUCAAGAUCUUGACGGUUGGUUGAUUGAUUGAGGGAAGUUUUGGGUUAAUGUUAGGCAGGAGUUUGCAGCUUUCAAUUUUGUUGUCUUUUCUUGUUGUUUAGCAC
Messenger RNA from Corylus avellana, 1661 nucleotides. Its product is annotated as pyruvate kinase, cytosolic isozyme-like. The record is from RefSeq and is a predicted model, not a curated record. Gene Ontology annotation, molecular function: pyruvate kinase activity; magnesium ion binding; potassium ion binding. Gene Ontology annotation, biological process: glycolytic process. NCBI's taxonomy places the organism in Eukaryota, Viridiplantae, Streptophyta, Magnoliopsida, Fagales, Betulaceae.